Nanorana parkeri is the source of this 2052-nucleotide messenger RNA. RefSeq names its product aryl hydrocarbon receptor nuclear translocator like 2 (gene BMAL2). Gene Ontology annotation, cellular component: aryl hydrocarbon receptor complex; nucleus; transcription regulator complex. The record is from RefSeq and is a predicted model, not a curated record. Gene Ontology annotation, molecular function: protein dimerization activity; DNA-binding transcription factor activity, RNA polymerase II-specific; RNA polymerase II cis-regulatory region sequence-specific DNA binding. NCBI's taxonomy places the organism in Eukaryota, Metazoa, Chordata, Amphibia, Anura, Dicroglossidae. The transcript has 16 exons. The coding region runs from base 98 to 1897 and encodes 599 amino acids. Gene Ontology annotation, biological process: regulation of transcription by RNA polymerase II.
AAUAAUCUGGCUGCUGGAAAGGAGAGGGCGGGGUGACAGCACGGGGCGGGGCCGGUCGGCAGUACGGGCAGCUCAAUGCCGGCUGGCCGGUAUCGAGAUGACAGCAACCAAGGAAGAUGGGGACGGCAUGCCGGAUACCCUGAUCAUGGAACCUAGUCAGUGCCUGGCAGUGUCCAGCAUUCUGGGUCCUAAGCCUGGCUCCGUCAGCUCCAGGUCCUUCAGUCCGCUCAUGUCGGAGUAUUCCCGCAAGAGGACGCUCAGUGAGACAGAUGUUUCAGUCUCAGAAGGGAACGACACUGCUGAUCUGCAGAACAGAGAGGCUCACAGCCAGACCGAGAAGCGGCGGCGGGAUAAAAUGAACACGUUGAUCGAGGAAUUGUCCGCGAUGAUCCCGCAGUGUGAACCCUUACCCCGCAAGUUGGACAAGCUGACGGUCCUGCGGUUGGCUGUUCAGCAUCUGAAGUCACUGAAGGGUUCCAGCAGCUCGUUCAGCGAAGAGAGUUUCAGGCCAUCAUUCCUGAAGGAGGAUGAGCUCAGGCAGUUAAUCCUAAAGGCAGCCGACGGCUUCCUGUUUGUGGUCGGAUGCGACAGAGGAAAAAUCCUUUUUGUGUCUGAAUCGGUCUCGAAGACGCUGAAGUACAGCCAGGCUGACCUGAUAGGACAAAGUCUGUUCGACUAUCUACAUCCCAAGGAUGUUGCCAAAGUAAAGGAACAGCUCUCCUCCUCGGACACCACCCCACGGGAAAAACUAAUCGAUGCCAAAACUGGUUUGCAAGUGCACACACACUUUCAGGCUGGCUCUUACUGUCUCCACUGGGGUUCACGACGGUCGUUCUUCUGCCGCAUGAGGACCGGCCAUGUGUCCAACAAGGAGAAGGAGGAAUUCCUUCAUAGAGCCAAGAAAAAAGAACACAGACGGUACUGUACCAUCCACUGCACGGGCUACCUGCGCAACUGCCCGUCCAGCGAGGUUGGGAUGAAAGAAGACAGCGACUCUGAAAAAGAGUCCUACAACCUCAGCUGCCUGGUGGCCAUUGGGCGCCUCCACCCAUACAUCAUGCCGCAGAGCACCGCCGAUAUUAGAGUCAAGCCUGCCGAGUUUGUCACCCGUUACACCAUGGAUGGUAAAUUUGUUUAUGUGGAUCAACGAGCCACAGCUAUUUUAGGGUACCUUCCUCAGGAGCUUUUGGGCACUUCCUGCUAUGAAUACUUCCAUCUAGAUGACCACAACCACCUAACGGAGCAACACAAAAGCGUUCUUCAGACCAAGGAGAAAAUCAUGACAAACCCGUACAAGUUCAGGGUGAAAGACGGGUCUUUCAUUGUCCUGAGGAGCCAGUGGUUCAGUUUCAUUAAUCCGUGGACCAAAGAGCUUGAAUAUAUUGUGUCGGUUAACACUGUGCUCUCAGGCCAGGGGUCAUCUCUAGAAACUGCCUCUCUCCCCGGGAGCUCUCACUCCUCAGAAGAUACUUCCAAGCGUCCUUACCUCAAUGUACCCGGGAUAUCUAGCGGGACACUGCUCGGUGCUGCAAACAUCGGAAAAGAGAUUGCAAAACAGAUAUUAGAACUGCAGAGGUUGAACUCUCCAACGUUUAAUGGGAAUAUAAGUCCUACUGACCUUUUAAAGAAAUCCCCUCUAGGCCUUGGCGCCGCAUCUGGUGAGGUUCUUAAGGACGAGCUGGUACGACUGUCGCCUUCGGAAAUUGAGAAACUAGACGCAUCUUCUCAAAACGACGUCCUGCCUUCGUUCCCCAUUCCGGAUAAUCUCCUGAGUGACGGCUCCACCCUCGACUUUGACAAUGACGAAACCACCGUGGCCGCCCUCAUGAACUUUUUCGAGGCAGACGGUGGCCUUGGCGACAACGGAGACCUGAACGACAUGCACUGGACACUUUAGCAGGACUGCACGCCGACCGCCUUUAAACGCACAACCAAAACGUACUGUAAUCCACCGGGGCUUGGACCCAGUUGUCAUUAUUUUUGUAUUUUAUAUGUUACAGAGAAAAAUAAACCCACAGAGCAUUUCUUAAAGGAUUCCUCAUACUUCAGGAA